AAACCCCUGCACUACGGGACCCUCCUGGGCAACAGAGCUUGUGCCCACAUGGCAGCAGCUGCCUGGGCCACUGGCUUUCUCAAUGCUCUGCUGCACACAGCCAAUACAUUUUCCCUGCCCCUGUGCCAGGGCAAUGCCCUGGGCCAGUUCUUCUGUGAAAUCCCCCCCAUCCUCAAGCUCUCCUGCUCACACUCAGGCUACCUCAGGGAAAUUGGGCUUAUUGUGGUUAUUUGCUGUGUAGCAUUUGGUUGUUUUGUUUUCCUUGUUUUCUCCUAUGUGCAGAUCUUCAGGGCUGUGCUGAGGAUCUCGUCUGAGCAGGGAAGGCACAAAGCCUUUUCCACGUGCCUCCCUCACCUGGCUGUGGUCUCCCUGUUCCUCAGCACUAUCAUGUUUUCCAACCUCAAGCCCCCCUCCAUCUCCUCCCCAUCCCUGGAUCUGGCCCUGUCAGUUCUGUACUCAGUGGUGCCUCCAGCACUGAACCCCCUCAUC
Molecule: messenger RNA, 489 nt
Organism: Pipra filicauda (Wire-tailed manakin)
Lineage: Eukaryota; Metazoa; Chordata; Aves; Passeriformes; Pipridae
Product: olfactory receptor 14J1-like
Exons: 1
Biological process (GO): G protein-coupled receptor signaling pathway
Cellular component (GO): membrane
Molecular function (GO): olfactory receptor activity
Source: RefSeq, a predicted model, not a curated record